CGGCAACUAAUAUUUUUUUUAUUAUCAAUAAUCAGGCACAAUCUAAAACAAGUGACGAAAGAAUUUUUUAUUAAAUUCUACAUUUCUUUGGGAAGUUUUACAUAAAAAGUACAACAAAACGACUUCCAUAAAGCAUUUUGUAGGUGGUAUUUAUAAAAUAUCACAACGUCAAGUACAUUUGACCGCAUUACAACGCACACAACAGAAGUUGAUCAAUAGCAAAACCAUGGUAGUACAACACAACGUUAAAGGUUACGAAGAAUUCACAAAAUUGGUAGAAGAAUUAGAAGGUUCUGGUCAACCCAUCCAUGUCUUGUUUUCGGGAGGUAAAAAUGAGAAUGGUGAGAGUUGGUGUCCCUAUUGUGUAAAAGCUGAGCCGGUCAUUCACAAUGCUUUGGAAAAGGCUCCAGAAAAAUCACAUUUUGUUCAUGUAGAUGUGGGGGAACGUGCUUAUUGGAAAGACUUGAAUUGCCCCUUCCGCAAAGAUCCCAACACACAUUUGGUUUUCUUGCCCACUUUACUGCGUUGGAAAUCUCCCCAACGUUUGGAUGGUGAACGUUGUUCCAACAAGGAUUUGGUAGAAAUGAUGUUUGAAGAUGAGGACUAAAGUUUUUCUCCCUCCCCAAUAAAAAAAAUGUAUUAAAACAAACAGCUAAUUAAAUUUUUAAUUUGUGUUAAUACUUAAAUUA
Molecule: messenger RNA, 689 nt
Organism: Lucilia sericata (common green bottle fly)
Lineage: Eukaryota; Metazoa; Arthropoda; Insecta; Diptera; Calliphoridae
Product: thioredoxin domain-containing protein 17
Exons: 3
Coding region: 227-607 (126 amino acids)
Cellular component (GO): cytosol
Molecular function (GO): protein-disulfide reductase [NAD(P)H] activity
Source: RefSeq, a predicted model, not a curated record